Molecule: messenger RNA, 1613 nt
Organism: Nilaparvata lugens (brown planthopper)
Lineage: Eukaryota; Metazoa; Arthropoda; Insecta; Hemiptera; Delphacidae
Product: extensin-like
Source: RefSeq, a predicted model, not a curated record
AUGUCCGGUGUCAAUUAUUCGCGUUCAUUACUGCUAGAAAUCGUGAGCUAUAAGUUAGUCGAAAAGUCGGAAUUGCUGUUCUUGAUCAUUGGUACACUACUGACCCAAUUCGACUCGAGGGCUUUGGCACAGACAAACACUCCCACUACUUCACCAGGUCGACAACCUUUAGCCACCUACUCAGUACCAACAACAGCUGCAGGAACAACAACAUACACUGUGCCAACAACUGCUGGAGGGACAACAACAUACACGUAUGUAGUUCCAACAACAUCCGGAGGAGGUACAACAACUUACACGGUACAAUCGUCUGGAGGUGGCACAACAACUUAUGUUGUUCCAACAACUGGGGGAACAACAACGUACAUUGUACCAGUUUCUGGAGGAGGUACGACAACCUAUAGAGUACCAGCUUCUGGAGGUGGUACCACAACAUAUACCGUGCCAGCUUCUGGAGGUGGUACCACAACCUAUACCGUACCAGCUUCUGGAGGUGGUACCACAACCUAUACCGUACCAGCUUCUGGAGGUGGUACCACAACCUAUACCGUACCAGCUUCUGGAGGUGGUACUACUACCUACAAGGUGCCAACAACUGUUCAGCAGCCAAGCAGAUCCCAAUCACCAGCUGUGAUUGGACCAUUCAGACCAGGAACAUUUGUGCCGUUUGUGCCAAUACAACUGGUCACAAGUGAUGUGAAACCCAACCAACCAGUGGGGACUCCUUACAAGGGACCCUACAAACCCAACACUUUCAUACCCAGUGUGCCUGUGGUGGAUGUCAACUCUGAAAAGCCUCCCAUCACACAAUCCCUCACACCGGAAGGAUCUGCAUCUCAAACCGUAUUUCCGGUCAAAUCCCCAAUUGCAGGAAUCCCUCAACCUUCACCUCCACAGGUUUUUGGAUCAGCUUCACAGAGUCCCUCACCAGUGAAAUUGCCUCAAUCCAGUGCUCCUCAACUCAGCCCACCUGGAUUGUCCCUCAGUUUCUCAGGGCUUCUGGGGUUGGGUUCCUUGGCAAAUAAACCAGCAAAACCAAACCCUGUCAACCAACCAUUCCUCUCAUUCCUAGCAGAGCUCUCCUCCAGUUCCUCGAAACCAAAACCACCGACAGGACCCUCACCUGGCUUCAAGCCCCCUCCAUCAGAGGUCAAUAUUUCCCCUUUUGAGCCAUCUGGUCCGUUUUUCAGUUUCAAAAGCUUUUCCAACAGACCUGCAUCAGCCUAUGGCUUACCAGGAAAUUUCUAAGAUUACUGUGGUUCCUUAUUGCAUUUUCAAGGUCUAGAGUUCCAAACCACCAGCUAAAUGAUCUGAACAAAUUUAUAUUUCUCCUCAAAUCCUAGUCAAAAUUAUUGUUAACUUUGAUGGAAAUUUAUGAGAUUUGACAACUGUUCUAAAUUUGACACCUAAUAUUAUUGCUAUCAUAUUUUAUAAAAAAAAAUCGUUAUUUAUGAAAAAUAUGAUUGAUAAAAAGGUUCAUGCAUGUUUUGAAUAGUCUACUAUUGGUGGUUCACAAUAAAUUAUGAAUGAUGUACUGAUUUAUUUCAACACUACUCUUGUAAAUAGCUUACGGUUUUUUAUUAAAAUUAAUUUUUUUCAAAUAAAACUGAAAA